UUUUAGCCCGUUUUCUGAGGAGACUGACAGGAUUUCACCCUCUCUCUCUCUGACACGAUGAAAUGUGUCAUUGGGAGCAACCACAUAAAAGUAUUUGGGAGAGCAGUCCAUGCUGUAGCACGAAUUAGUGAUGAGUUCUGGCUUGAUCCAAGUGAAAAAGGGCUUGCUUUAAGGUCAAUGAAUUCUUCUAGAUCAGCAUAUGCCUGUGUCUUCUUUCCACCAAUUUUUUUUCAAAUGUACCACAGCACAACUAUUCCUGAAGGAAGUGAGAAAAAUAUACCAUUGCGUCUAAAAUAUAAAUUGGGAAUAAAGGCAGUUCUGCCCAUAUUUCGAUGUCUGAACACACUUGAAAGAAAUGUGGAGAAGUGCAUUAUUUUUAUCAGUGAUAAUAACUGCAGGGUGAUUUUUCAACUCUUCUGCAAACAUGGUAUUAUAAAAACACAUAAUCUGGUUUAUGAAGAGUGUGAACCAUUACAAGCUAUUAUUUCAAAACAUAUGUGUCCUAAUAUAUUGAAAAUCCCAGCAAGGCUGAUAGCUGAUAUAAUGAUUCAUUUUCCAACACAUCAAGAGGAAAUUACAUUAGUUGUUACUCCAGUGAAAGUAUGCUUCAAGAGCUAUUCUGAGGAAACUGUUGAUUUCACCAAAACUGUGCACACUGAGAUGUGUCUUAAUCCAGAUGAGUUUGACUACUUUCAAGUUGGAGUUGACUGCAACAUAACUUUUUGCCUUAAACAAUUGAGGGGAUUCCUGGCAUUUUCAGAAGCUACAAGUUCUCCCGUUACAAUUCACUUUGCCCUACCUGGAAAGCCCGUAAUUUUCAGUAUUGACGAUAUGGCAUUAGAAGCUAGCUUUGUUCUGGCUACUUUAGCUCCUGUUCAGAAUAUCACAUCCUCUCCACAAUCUCUCUGCUGUUCACAAAGAUUGAAAAGGUCAAAUCUGUCAAAGUCCAAUUCCGAGGUUGAGCACACAGUGCAAGAACCUCCCAUAGAAGGAACUGCGUCAAAGAGGCCUUGCUAUGAUGAGAGACAGAGCGAUGCCCCAGAAUUAGCAAGUUUGAGAAGCGCUGCUGUGAAAAGAUCUGAAACACAUGACACCAGAAUAAUAGAGGACCACAAUAAAGACCUGGAGGAGGAUAUGAUGUCAGAGACUUCAGGAUAUGGAAAGUUCCAAUCCAAUCCAAUCCAGUUCCAAUCCCUGUUUUUUGGAGCAAUUUCACCUAUGCGGCAAGACAACUUCUAUCCGGAGUUUAGUAGUCUGGUAACACCAAGUGACAACGAAGAUGACCUCAGUAAUGGGCAGCUCUCCCAAACUUUCUAAUGUUCAGUGAUGUAGCUACGCAACCUUUGAUACUAGGAUCACAUUCUAGCUGCCCUUCACAUCAAACAUCUACGUACAUCGUUAAUUCAGAGACAUCUACCUGCAGUUUCCAGGAAGACAGAAGUGUGGAACUCUUGUGUUUGAAGCACUUUAUGGUAUUUACUGUUUUAAACAUUUGUGAUUAGAAAUAAUAUUGUACAGUGUAAGAAAAUGAUUUAAACUUUUUGGGGAGAGGUUCUAAUUAUUAAGUGAGCAGCCAGGGGUGCUUUAAACGUGUAUUUUUCCCUCUUCAGAAAUGGAAAAAAAAUGUACAGUUCAUGUUUCAGUUCAGGACAUUUUCACAAUGAGACUGUUUUCCUUGUCAGUUUAAUAAACACAUUUUAAAUUUCUCCAGCUACUACAACCUCCGGGAAGUAGUACAAACAUUUGACAUACAGCCAGUAUCUAUUGCAACAAAAGGUGGUUUUGCAA
Molecule: messenger RNA, 1788 nt
Organism: Tachyglossus aculeatus (Australian echidna)
Lineage: Eukaryota; Metazoa; Chordata; Mammalia; Monotremata; Tachyglossidae
Gene: RAD9B
Product: RAD9 checkpoint clamp component B
Exons: 11
Coding region: 58-1317 (419 amino acids)
Biological process (GO): mitotic intra-S DNA damage checkpoint signaling; DNA repair; cellular response to ionizing radiation
Cellular component (GO): checkpoint clamp complex
Source: RefSeq, a predicted model, not a curated record